Molecule: messenger RNA, 4077 nt
Organism: Penicillium manginii
Lineage: Eukaryota; Fungi; Ascomycota; Eurotiomycetes; Eurotiales; Aspergillaceae
Exons: 4
Coding region: 1-4077 (1358 amino acids)
Cellular component (GO): membrane
Molecular function (GO): protein binding
Source: RefSeq, a predicted model, not a curated record
AUGGAGGACCCUGGCAGCAUUUCUCUUGUGGACAAUACUGCCCCUUCGCAGCACCCUAGCAGUGGGGAUUCGGAAUCUCUACGACGAACCUCGACCGUUGCUCGCCAGAAUAGUCGAACCUCACGCCUGAACCGUGUAUCGGUCUCCGGACAGCUUGCGAAAAGGAAAUAUGCCAAAUGGCAGCCCGAUCGGCUAGGGGUUACUUCCGACACCGAUACCCCCCCCGAGCAGAGAAUCGUCGCGGGCACGAGGGUCGAUCUCCGCGGGGAGCACUGGGAGAGCGAAACUCUCGACUUUGCACCGACGCGCACCCAGAGCCAUACUAAUGCUACGACACAUACCACGACGACAAAUGGACAACCCCCUCCUUCCGACGAGAAAAAGCCGGUUUCGGAACUGGAUAUUCUAUACGAGAACCAGCGUGGCUCAUUUGUCUUUGGAAUACCUUUUUACUCUCAAGGCUCGCUGCUUAACUUAGAUCCCAGUCCCUGGAUGACCCAAGACCGGCGAGAAAGCCCCGUCAAUAUCACCAAUGCCCAAUUGCCAGACCCGAGCUGGGAGUGGUCCUGGCGAACAUGGUACGUGGAUAUGUCUGGCGAUGUAGAUGAGCAAGGAUGGCAAUAUUCCUUCUCCUUCAGCUCAUCCCAAUGGCAUGGCACACAUCCGUGGUUUCACUCCUGGGUCCGCCGUCGACGUUGGGUGAGGCUUCGACAUAAGGUGCCCGAGAAGCGUGUUCGUGGUCGGUCGGGAUUUGAACAGGCGCAUAUGCUGACCGAGGACUAUUUCACCAUCCAUUCUCACAAAGUUCGCAGUCGUGAUCAGAGUACGACUGGCCUUUCGAGGGUGGAGUCCGGAUUCUUGAAUCGCGUUGACACGAAGGUGGAUGAGGAGACGCAUUUGGAGGAGAUAGGGGACAUUCCCACUUUGAUGCAUGCCUUGAAGCUUUGCUCUAUUGAUCGGGAGAAGAUUGACGUCCUUCGCAAGUUUAUCGAGGAGGGCGGCGAGGAGAUAUAUUAUUUGAACGACAAGAUCACAGAGAUCAUGUCUAUGUUUGUGUUUCAAGCGUCCCGCUGGCAAUUCGUCACAUAUCUCGUUGGAGCGAUCCAACAAAUAUCUCAAUUAACGACAGACUCAGAUGACAAGGAGUCCGAUAGAAUGCAACGAAAGAAAGAUAAUCUUAUUCGGGCAGUGGAGUCUGCCAAACAGCAUGUCACGGGGCCCGAUUUCUUUGCAGACUCCCAUGGGGAGUCGGGAGGGGAACUACUUGGUUUGACGCCAAUGUCGCAGCAUAAAUAUCUGCUAUCGAAGCGAGCACAGGCUACUGGCGAGCCAUUGAUUGUCACCAAGGGGAAGGAGAUCAAGGGCAUCCCCAAGGCUGCAGAGUCCGUCACCGCCUGCCCGUCCCGCGGCGACAAUUUUCGGAGUUUGGCUGCUCCGUCCUCUUCAACUGCUAGUGCCGACACCAUUCCUCUCCAUGCCACGGGUGCUACAGGAGCAUUUCUCCCUAUGUUCUCGAGUGGCCGCCCGUGUCUAAGAAGACGCCUGUCUGUUGUCUUGGACAAUGUCGCGGCUGGCUCCGAUGAACCUCUCCUCUUCCUCUACCCCCGAUGGGCCGCGUCGGCUCUGCAAGGCCACCAGAUCGCGUCUUUAACGACCAUCCCAGCUUCAACAAAUAGAUCUCGCACAUCCAAUCGUCCAUUGCCAUCGGUGACCCCUCCCUGCCCCUCUUCGUUCUCGCUCCACCGACAAUCGAGCCGAUGGUUUUCCUCAGAUGCUGUGGUUAAAGAUGGCGAUGGGAGCAACACGGAGGUGCCACUUGCUGGCAAUGAGACAAUCAAUUUGAGAGAGCAGCACGUUAGAAGUGAAAAUAGCGUGUCAAGCUCUGCCAACCAGGCAGGUUCUGCCAUAAAGCCGAAGCGCCCUGUCGACAUAUUUGCCGAUAUCGAACUCACCACACCAGCGCGAGGCCCUGCGACGUGGAAAAGCAGAAGACGAAAUCAACACCGCUCAUCCUCAAGGCCCUUGGCUGGCCCCGUGCGUGAUUUGAGUACUCGGAAGACCGAUUUGAUAUCUAGGCUGUCCGUCCGAGAUCGGAAAAAGCUACGUUACGGAGCAUUUAUCAAAAGACGCUCGUCGAACGGCGAAAAACUGUCAUACUACCCUGUCGGAGGUUGGGAUUCAAUAAAGGACAUAUUGGAGCGACAAGAACAAGAUCCACGAGUGGCGACUCGGAGGAAUGCCAAACACAAGGAGUUGCAGGUACCCGAAGAGACCAUUGCGAUGAUGUCUGGCAUGACCGAUACGGCAACCGCGGAGAACAUAUAUUAUAUCCAAGUUCGCAACGGAUGCCGUGUACAGAUUUUACGCCCAAGAGAUGGUGAUGGCAUCCACCGUAAGGUUAUACUAUCGGGCUCAGAGCGCGUGAUGGAGCUAGUUGAAGACCGCAUCAAGCGCGUCCAAGCUCAGCAGGAAAUCGGAGACCCUCUCGUCGAGAUUUCGAAGCCUCUUUUCCCUAUUUUCAGCUCAAUAGAGACCAUGCGGCGCAACAAACUUCCAGUGCCUAUGAUUCGUGGAGUGUGGAUUGAGUCAAAAUCGGACCACGUGAACUAUCGGGAACUCAUCGAGCUUGGUUCAUCUACCAGCUCUGUGAAAGAAUUUGCGGAGCGCAUUCAAGAUCUAGUACGUGCAUGGGACCGAAACCCAGGGAAGCGCUCAAGUAGCGAAGCCCGACCCGCCCAACGCGACCAGAUUGUGCGACGCAUUUCAAAGCUCUUCCGACAAGACUCGAACAGAAAUUUCUUUUCUUCCGCAGCUUUGAACCAGGCAUUGGGGUUCUUAUGCGAUCAAGAACUCUUGAGUACUGCGAGGGCUAUCUUCCUUCGAGCAGAACAUGUCGCAACUGCGGACACAUACAAUAUCUUUCUUCGGACCGCAGCUCGACGACAAGAUUUGAAGACAUUCCGGCGGUUCCUAGUCUCUAUGGACCGAGCGCACAUUCGCCCAACUCCGGAGACCUGGCUUGUACUGCUUGGAGCAGUGGUCAGUCCCAAGGCCAAGGCGUCUCUCAUCGCGCACUUGGUGCAGAAGGGCUAUAUGGCCGAGACGAGCGUGACUCGGACUGCGCUCCAGCUGACAAUUCAGGACUCCCUUUUGGUGCAUUUGGAGAAUGGCCAGAGUAUGGAGUCGUUCCUCAACCUGGUCGUCAAAACACCCGAAGCCAAUUGGUUCAGCCGAUCGAUUCUCUCUCAGAUGUUCAGUGUAGUUGCCCGUCGGGGAGACUUCACUGCUGCGAACAGCCUCCUCAAGUUCUGUCUUACGAAUCAGCUUGCGCUCGAUAGUGGCACUCUCACCUUCCUGUUGACCAUGUGUCGCAAGGACGCCUUCUCCGCCGUCGACUACGUGCUUCCAUUACUCCGGCAGCCCAACUUCCGGCUUUCGCGGGAGAAUAUGGAUUUUUUCUUUCGAAUCGCCUACAAGAACCAGAAAUAUAACAUCUGCCGGGUCCUAUGGCGAUACGCUUGCAUGGAUGGACUAGUGACUCACCGAAUGAAAGAGAUCGUCCUAGACUCUCUCCACCGCAAUGUUCCAUUCAAGAGAUAUGCCAAUGGUUUCAGCCAAGACUGGCAGUUGUAUGCAGGCAAGGUUAUCGUUGGACUCGAGCUACACUUCUCUCGCGGGCCGGUGUGGCCAACAGAUAUCAUCGACUCGAUUCCUUCGAGCUUCCGCGACAAGCCCCUCGGUUUCCUAUCAUCUGGUUUCAAAGCCCAGGGCAAAGAACGCGACCUCCAGCACCGCGUGGCCUGGAUGCUCAUCAAUCGUGACCUCGGGCUAUUAGGGAAAUCCCGCUAUUCCCCGAAAUUAUCAUUUUCCGUCAUGCUCGAGUCGGCCGCCAAUCUUGACGCUGAUUGGGCGCGUCACCCGAGAAGUCUGGAUUGGUUUCUGCAAAAUGCCAUCAGGGUGCCAAUAAGGCGGCUACCUUCGAAAAAGAAACGACUUAUCUCCUCAACUCCUCUCUCCUCAACUCGUGGCCUUGCGUCUCUCGAUUUAUACUCUGCUAAGAGUGCACUACGGGCUUAA